ACAUCUUAACCCCCGCUCACAACAUCUCUCGACCCUUGCGUCAAACUCUCCAAGUGAAGCAACUUACCUCUGAAGAUCCUGCCAUCUCAAGUACAUUUCGUCAAGAUGGCUCCCUUUGGUAAGAUUUACAGUUAUCCUACCAACCCUCGGGCCACACGUGUUAUGAUAAUAGCCGAGAUGAAUGGUCUAGAGAUAGAGAUCCCCCCAUUCACCAUAGGCGAAACCAACAAGUCCGCUGAAUUCCUAGCCAAAUUCCCGCUCGGAAAAGUUCCGGCGUUCGAGGGCAACGAUGGUUUCCUCUUAACUGAGAGCAUUGCCAUCGCUAGCUACGUAGCACAGGCAGGUCCCAAAGCGGACCAACUUCUUGGCAGAGAUGCCAAGUCACAGGCCUUGAUUAAGCAGUGGGCAUCCUUCGCUGAGAGCGAGCUGUUCAACAAUGCCUUCAUGCCCAUCGCAAUGGCUGCCUUAAAAUUAUAUCCCAUGAACGAAGUAGCUUUUGACAGGCACGUUGAAAGCUUACAGAAGGAUGUCAAGGCCCUUGAAAAGGCCCUCGAAGGUGGCAAGAAGUACCUCGUUGGAGACGAAGUGACGAUGGCAGACUUCAUGGUUCUCAGCUGGGUGUACUAUGUUAUGAAGUACUUUGGCGAUGCUGAGAUGCGCCAGGCCAACCCGAACCUGGUCGCAUACUUCGAGUCGUACGCUGCUGUACCGGAAUACAACAAGUAUUUCGGCAAGGCCGAGUAUUGUGAGAAGGUCUUGACCAAGGACGCAUAGAGAAUUAGGAAAAUAUCGUAAUGAAGGCGACUCAUGCGCAAAGAAAGCCAGUUUUGAACCAUGCAUAAUAACCAAUGUGAUUUUACUAAAUUGAUGACUUAGCACUGCUGACUCAUCAUCGCCGGGAGGGAGGGGUAGCAGAGCAGCAGUGUGCCCGUCCAGAGGGAUAAAACGUGUAAUCUCAACUAUU
Xylaria bambusicola is the source of this 964-nucleotide messenger RNA. RefSeq names its product glutathione S-transferase. The transcript has 4 exons. Gene Ontology annotation, biological process: translational elongation. Lineage: Eukaryota; Fungi; Ascomycota; Sordariomycetes; Xylariales; Xylariaceae. Gene Ontology annotation, cellular component: cytoplasm; nucleus. The coding region runs from base 106 to 774 and encodes 222 amino acids. The record is from RefSeq and is a predicted model, not a curated record.